AUGAGUCCGUGUCCAGUACGCGUUCCUUAUGAAACCCUUCUGCAAAACUUAGAUUUUGGUACUCUGGAAUCCAUAUGGAAUGCAAAAACAUUACAGCAUCAGCUCACUAGCGGUUGCUAUAAAUGGAAUAGAUGUUAAGUAUCCCCAAACAGGUGUUUAACCGUCUGCAAUAGGUUUCAUGCGCUCAGAAAAUGACAAUUUCAACUUCUUCUCGUGUCCACCGUGGUAUCCGUAUGAUCCAGCGCCGCGAAGCUAGCGCGAGUCAGACCCUGCGGAAACCAGGAGCGAAUCCGUGCGAAAUCCCCAUCCGAAAGGGCUGGCCGUGUACUCUGCUACUCUGCUGCUCGUUCCUUCGCGCGUCGCUUGCCUCGGCUUGCCUCGGGCUGCCUCGGCUGCCAGCAAAGUCGAGCAAAGUGCCGACGAUCCGACGAUGAUCGACAGUUUUCUCUCGGGCCAUCCUUGCCAUCACGAGCGCGCUCUGCCCUCACCACCCGCCCUCAACCUCCGUAGCAUGGCCCCUCUCUCGUCAAAGCAAGCGCAUCCCAUCAUCAAUGCCACCCCUCGAGCAGCCCAUCCGAUCCAACACCUGCUCCAAGCCGGUCGGCUCAUCAAGCAAGGCGCCGAAGCGGUCAGUCACGGUCGCUAGUCCGUGAAGCUUCCUUCAUCCACCGCUGAUCAAACUCGAUCACACCCACACCCACAGAAAGUCUACAAGACCAUCCUCUUCCCCACACCAACCGUGACCCAACCCUUGUCCUCCUCAUCGGACUCGAUCACCGACCCAAAACUCUCGCACCUCGAACCAACCUCGGUCCUCCUCAAGCACCGCUUCCCCAAGCAGUACCGUCACCCGACCCUCGAUCUCCAGCUGACGCGGACACGUCUGACCGCCGAAGCGAGGUCGCUCGUACGCUGUCUCAAGGCCGGCGUCGUCGUGCCUGCGCUCAGGUUGGUCGAUACGAACCAGGGCGUGCUCGGCCUCGAAUGGAUCGAAGGUAAUAGCAUCAGGGAGGUGUUGGGCGGAUCAAAGGAGGAGGAUGAGAUUAUGCAAGAUGACGAGGAUGCAGAACACCACUCGAUCGAAGAGCUGUGGAGGCAGAGAGGUCUCGAUCAAGGCAAGUUGAUGCCAGGUGAAGAUUCUGAUCAUUUCCAGUCGCUGACGAAUAUCUCUAUCGCUCUUACAACCACAGCCCUUCUCUUGACCAUGAUCGGAGAGAGCCUCGCGGCAAUGCAUCUCGCCAACAUCAUCCACGGCGAUCUUACGACCUCCAACAUGAUGGUGCGCCAAGUCGAGCCCCUCGCCGAGAACGAUCCGUCUUACCAAGUCGUAAGUGCCGCCGCGGGCGUCCUCGGCUUAGACAUCGUUAGCGCGGCUCUGAUCAAACACGUCGGCUCUCUCUUUCAGGUCCUGAUCGACUUUGGCCUCUCCUCCGUGUCGCCCCUUCCCGAAGAUCGAGCCGUCGACCUCUACGUCGUCGAACGAGCUUUCGCCUCGACCCACCCCGUUCCCUUGCUCGAAUCAGGCCAAGAAGGCGAACCCCAUUUUACGCGCGUCUUGCAAGCCUACAUGGCCAGAAUGAAACAGGAUGGAAAGAAGGAUGAGGGUUCGAGGGUCGAGAAGAGGUUGGACGAGGUGAGGAUGCGAGGGAGGAAGAGAAGUAUGGUCGGUUGA
Messenger RNA from Microbotryum saponariae, 1672 nucleotides. Lineage: Eukaryota; Fungi; Basidiomycota; Microbotryomycetes; Microbotryales; Microbotryaceae. The record is from the annotation of a GenBank genome assembly.